AUGGACAUCCCUUCGCGAGGUAAGCGGGCCUUGGCGCCCCCACCGUCCAUACAAAUCGUUCAGGAGUCUCCAGACCGCUACAGGCCUCCCAACUAUCGAUCAGAAUACAAUAAUUCGUCAUCUUUUCAUCAUUCAAGGUCGCCGAGGCUGGUGCAUGGUACUAAAGAUGGGAUGUCAUUGGUAAUGCCUCCACCAAAACGGUUUUCCGCUCCCGAAAAUUGUGUGGAUCUAUGUCGGGAAUUUGCACAUUUCAACGAGGAGUCAGGACAAGGAGAUGCCACACCUUCACCAUCGUCCUCGAUCUCAGCUCGCCAUGAGCAAACUCGACCAAAGUCCACCCAACAUACAAGUUGUAGCUCCAACUUCACUGUAAUACAGACGAGAGCAAAUGUCGGCAUGAGGGUCGACGAAGGUUAUGAAAGCAUGAAAAGUCAAUGUACCAAUAUCAGCACCGACAGAUCAGGAGAUAACUGCCGAGUUGAUUCCCCGAAUGCUAUUUCGCCUAGAUUUCAUGUCCAUGACAAGUAUCAAACCAUGUCACGAGCCUACGACAAGGAGAUGCUUUCCAAAUUAGAUUUUACCCAAAGUAAUGAUAGCCGGACACCACCCCUAGGUCGAACCAAGCCGAUAUUUUGUACCUCUUCGCACGACCUAUCUCCAACUUCACGAGUUGCUCUUGAGCACAUUUCGCAAUCUAAGCCAUCGCCCGGACCAAACCAACCCACUCGGCCCCAACAGCUUGAAAGUUCCCUUAGUAGAUGGCCAGAAAAUUUCUCUCAUUCAUCUCAACGCAGUCGAUUAUCGAAUCCGUAUGAAUACACCUUACGAAGCGAUACUAUGGAUCCCGAUAGAUCUCCUAUUCCAUAUUUAAGGCAUUCAGGUAGUGGUGCUUUUCCAGUGGAAGAUAUGCUGGGUUCUAACUUCCGAAAUGGUGAUUUGACCGACCAAAGGUUAACGCCUGAGCGAGAUGAUGAUAUACCUGAAGAAACCGGAAUCCGAAGACUCAAGAUUGAUGAUCAUAGUACCCGUCUUGAAUCUCAUUCACCCGUUAAUCCCAUUGGGAAGAAGAGAAGAGCCUCCUCCCCUCCGGAAGAAGAUGGGCCCACUCUACACUCUGUUGGAAGCGCUAGCGAUCUAUUUCGUAGACGAGAAUCAGCUACCUCACGGGGAUCCAUAUGUCCUCGAAUUCAUACUCAUUCGGACUCCAUCUCUUCAAAUGCAUCUGAUCCUAGAAAUAACUCCAUUGCUCCAGCUUUAUCAUUAGCAGCUAGCAGUAUGGGAUCUCUUGGUCGUUGUUCCCCGAAUGGGACUCCUUGGGGUCACUUCGAGGGCAUGGAAUCUCCUCGGGCCACGUCAAUGUCAUCAAAUCCGAGUCCCCGCGGCUCUCUUUCUAGGCUCAGCUUUCAGCAAACCUCGCCUGAUAGUAGAUCACGUAUGACACCUCCCAUCCGUUCAUCUAUAGAGUCAGCUACGCAUCCACAACCUAGUAGUACAACAAACAAUAUCCCAGGAAUAUUUAUGUGCGAAUGUUGCCCGAAAAAGCCUAAGAAGUUUGACACACAAGAAGAACUCAACAAUCAUGAGCAAGAAAAGCAAUAUGAGUGUGCAUAUUGUCGAAAUCGUUUCAAAAACAAAAAUGAAGCAGAGCGUCACCAAAAUUCCCUUCACUUACGCCGUCAUUCUUGGUCAUGUGCAGCACUUUCUGGAUACUCUGCAGCCUUCCACAAUUCACCCACGCGACCCAGCGAAGCGGAUACUUGUGGGUAUUGUGGUGAAGAUUUUCCUCGCUCAGGAAUCCUUAUGGGAGCUCCGGUUAUCACGGAACAAGACUGGGACAUGCGGAUUACUCAUUUAACUGAGAUGCACAAGUUUGGAGAGUGUAACCAUACCAAAAAAUUCUUUCGAGCCGAUCAUUUUCGGCAGCAUCUAAAGCAUAGUCACGCUGGAACCAGUGGGAAAUGGACAAACAUAUUGGAGAAUGCAUGCAUGAAGGAUGAACCCCUUCCUGAACCUAUUCGUGGGCCUGAACGAGUAAGUCUUGUUACCACUCGGGCCACAAGAAUCAAUGAGGAGGUUUACAAAGGGGUAGGAAGCACCAAUACACUAUGCAGCAAGAUUCCAACCAAACUCCUGAAUGUUACUUGA
Molecule: messenger RNA, 2145 nt
Organism: Blumeria graminis f. sp. triticale
Lineage: Eukaryota; Fungi; Ascomycota; Leotiomycetes; Helotiales; Erysiphaceae
Source: the annotation of a GenBank genome assembly